CAGCAUGGCCGCGCUGUAUGAGGGCUACACGUUGUGCGGGCUUGUUCCUGCUCAAAAUCUGUCAAAUUCAGGCAUUCAGGGCAUCGAGGCGGAGAGAGACAGCGACCAUGUCGUCGUCACCGACUCAACCAGAUCUGUGACCCUGUACAAGGUUUCAGACCAGAAGCCACUGGGAAGCUGGACGGUGAAACAAGGACAGACUCUGACCUCUCCAGCAGUCUACAACUCACAAACCAAUGAAUAUGUGGCAGUCACAGACAAUAAGGUGAUCAGAAUUUGGAAGGAUGAAGAUAUACUCUUGGAUAAGGCCUUCAAAGCAACUGUGUCAUCUGAUGUGUGGAGGGUCCACUGUGUACCAGGAGGAGAGCCUGUGGCCUUGUUCCAGAGAGGAGCUGUGAGACUCCUUGACUCUCUCCUUUCUGCUCCUCAGCAGCCCAUAGAGGAAGUCCUGGCUCCAGAAGAGACUAUCAGGUGGAGCAUCAACAUUGUGGCUGAGACACAGCUGUUUGUCAUCUACACAACUGAACAGAAAGGAGACCAUUUCCUCUACCUGCAGAGACUGAAUCCCAACAUCCUACAGAGGUACCGACUGGAGAGAGAAGAGCCUGGUCUCUCCCCACUCAGCUUCUCCGCCUCCUACAAGGAUAAACACAUCCGCCUGCUUUAUCUCUAUCCUAACGGUCAUGUGUACCAGAGUGUAGUCUCUGUGCGGGGCCUGGGAGCUGAGGAAGGGGCCCAGGCUCUGCCGCUGCCCCGUAGCCUGCUGCUGGGUCUUCCUGUCGGUGUGGGACUGCUGGAGGCGGCAUCAGCCCUGAUCCUGGAUGAAGCCCAUGUAGCUGUUGUGGGAGUUCCACACCCAUCCGCUGGAGCUGGUAAAGACUUUCUCUGCAUCUGGAAUACUAAUUUCCAGACGCUUCAGGCAGGAAAAGAAAUAGCGGGUAAAAUCUAUGGACAGCUAUGGAGUUAUUCCAGCAAAUUAUUCAUUCCACAUGGGAAAACCUUGUCAGUUAUUCCAUACGAGUGCACCAAAUCUUCCCUUGCGUCUGCCCUGGGAAAACUGAAGCAGGCCAGAACCGAAGAGUCCAAAGCUCCAGCUUCUGUACCAUCUUGGAAUAACAUUCUUCACGGAGAGAAAGCUCAGCCCCCUCGAACGGUGGAGACCAGGAAGACGAGAACAACCCGUAAGACUCAAUCAGCACCUGCUUUAACAACUGAUCAAGUUUUGGAGCUCAUCAAGACAGCACCAGUUGAAGACGUCCAGAAGGAGGUGGAGGGCCUAUUUUCCAGGGCAGACAUUCAGGACUUGCAGCCCUCAGUGGGGCAGCUGGCAUCAUCCCUUGUGUCCCGUAGCCUCGCUGAUUCAGCCUUCUACACCCCCAGCACCCUGGCACAGCUAGUGCACACACAGUGCCUCUGCCACAGUGUGUGUCCUGACCUUGUUCUGCUUGCCCUGGAGAAGAAAGAUUAUUUCCUGUGUCAGCUGUGCUUGCAGUUCUUCCCUGACAUCCCAGAAGCCGUCACCUGUGCCUGCCUCAAGGCCUUUAUCAGUAUGCCAGACAUAGAUGCAGAAAAAGUGAGCCUGGACCCUGACAGCAUCUCCUUCAUGGACACACUCUCUCGGGAGCACGGCCAUCUUGGCAUGCAGAAUGGAUUUAGCCCCACUUCCAUGGAGGAUAACUGCUCAGACACUCAGAGCGGAGGUGGAGCUGUCACAAAGACCCGAGCAGAGGACAAGGAGACUUCAACUGCACCAGAACAAAUCUGUCCAGUGGGAAAACACAAGGCUGUUCUUCUAAAUGAGGUCCUGCAGGCGCCAUACAGCGAUAUUUACCUCCUCCCACACCUAAAAGAUCUCUCCUCUCAGAAUGUUAUUCUUUUCCUCCAGUACCUGCAGUUCCUCUACCUAAAAUAUUCCCAAGAUGCUUUCCCACAGAGGCAUGGAUUACGAUCACCGAGUCAGACUCAGAUCAUGGACUGGGUAUGCUUGCUGUUGGACUCUCAUUUCACAGUGCUAGUGAUGACUCCAGAGGCCAAAGGUCUACUGCUGAACCUCCACAGCUUUGUAAAGUCCCAGGUGAGACUGUUUUCAGAGCUCGGGAAGAUUGAGAGCAGCCUUCAAGAGCUCAAUAAGAUGAAGAUGAAAAAGGAUGUCGGACAAUACUCUAUUGAAGUCAUUGAGCUGUUUUAGAUUGUGUACAGAGUACUUUUAAUAAAACAUUGAGCAUAUUA
Molecule: messenger RNA, 2229 nt
Organism: Scomber japonicus (chub mackerel)
Lineage: Eukaryota; Metazoa; Chordata; Actinopteri; Scombriformes; Scombridae
Gene: nol11
Product: nucleolar protein 11
Exons: 18
Coding region: 5-2188 (727 amino acids)
Biological process (GO): maturation of SSU-rRNA
Cellular component (GO): nucleolus; nucleus
Molecular function (GO): RNA binding; protein binding
Source: RefSeq, a predicted model, not a curated record